UCGUGGGUUUACAUGAGUGUUAUAACUGUCACGUUAGCCCGUUCUUUGUUUAUUGUCACGUGCUGCACAUGACAACAUUUCGCUCAAUAACGAACGCCCUAGACGACAAUCCUUACAAAUAAAAAACAACUCUUUUCCAUAGGGAUCUGAGAAAAGGGUGGAAAAAACGUCGACAUUGGUUAUUUUUUGUAAUAUUCUGCGACUGGCAGGAUGAGAGUAUUGAGCAAGGAGAAGCUCCUGGAGCUGCAGAGGAAGCCUGACACCAUCAGGAACAUGUGCAUUAUUGCCCACGUCGACCAUGGCAAGACGACCCUGGCAGAUUCCUUGGUCGCGAGCAAUGGGAUCAUCUCGACAAGGAUGGUUGGCAAGCUCAGGUAUAUGGACAGUAGAAAAGAUGAGCAAGAGAGAGGUAUAACAAUGAAAAGUAGUUCUAUAACUUUAUAUUACCAAACAGGAGGUGCAGAAUGUUUAGUUAAUGUAAUCGAUUCGCCGGGGCAUGUGGACUUUUCUUCUGAAGUUUCCACUGCUCUUAGGUUAUGUGAUGGGGCUGUCGUCGUUGUCGACGUUGUUGAGGGUGUCUGUCCUCAGACUCAAGUCGCUCUGAAACAAGCAUGGCACGAGAAUAUAAAGCCUGUCCUUAUUCUAAACAAAAUCGACCGGUUGAUCCUCGAAAUGAAACUGAGCCCACUUGACGCUUUUGUACACCUAACACAGGUUUUAGAACAGGUCAAUGCAGUCACUGGUGAAUUAUUUAUGACUGAAGUGCUUGGUAAAGCUGUUAAAGAUGAAGCGAAGGAUACAAGUAAAGAAGAAAAUACUGGUCAGUUUCAAAAUUAUGAUUGGGGUGAUGGCUUGGACGAAGCGGACGACUCAACUCUUUACUUUUCACCCAAUCAGGGGAAUGUAGUAUUUGCCAGUGCUCUCGACGGCUGGGGCUUUGGGGUUAAUGAUUUUGUUAAGUUGUAUUCUAAAAAACUCGGUUUGAAAGAAGACGUUUUGAAAAAAACACUCUGGGGGGAUUAUUAUUUAAACAAUAAAACUAAGAGGGUUAUGCGAGGUGCACAAGAGAAAGCUAAAAAACCAUUAUUUGUGCAAUUAGUGCUGGAAAAUAUAUGGACAAUUUAUGAAACUAUUUGCAUAAGGAAGGAUAAAACCAAAAUCGAAUCAAUCUCCUCAGCUCUAGGUGUAAAACUCACCCAACGAGAUUUGAGGCAUACAGAUCCAAAAGUUCAACUUCAAGCCAUUUUUAGCCAAUGGCUUCCUUUGUCCAAUGCGGUUUUAGAUAUGGUUUAUAAUGUUUUGCCACCUGCAAAUAAAUUAUCUGAGGAAAAAGUAGAAAAAUUAAUGUGUUCCAGUGGCCAGUCAAUAGAUCUUUAUCCACCAGAAACACAAGCCUUGAAGAAGGCAUUUAUUAACUGUUCUUCUAGUGAAGAUGAACCUGUUAUAGUUUUUGUUUCAAAAAUGUUCCCUGUUGACAGAAAAGUUCUUCCUCGUAACAGACCUACAGCCAUUACGGAGCAGGAAUUAGCCGCCAGGAGGGACCAAGCCCGUCUGAGGCAUGCAGAAUUGAUGGCUAAUAAAAAAGAUAAUGAUGAAAAAGAGAAAACUGGAAGAGAAGCCGAGGUUUCAAUUGUAAAUGAAGAACCCAUCCUUCCGGAUGACGAAUUCAUUGCUUUUGCCAGGGUUUACAGUGGAGUUUUAAAGAAAGGUGCUGUACUUUACGUUCUUGGCCCUAAACACAACCCUGCCACAGCAUUGCAACAACUUGCUGAAGAAGGUGAUAUUCCUGAAAAUUUAACAUUAAAAGAUUUGAAAAGUGGCCAUCAUGCAACAAAAGUUAAAAUUAAUGAUAUUUAUUUAAUGAUGGGCAGAGAACUCGAAACGAUAGAUGAGGCUCCUGCUGGAAAUGUAGUAGGAAUUGGAGGUUUGGAAGACCAUAUUUUAAAAAGUGCAACCCUUUCAUCGGUUAUUUACUGCCCUUCGUUUUCUGAGUUAAACAUUAUGGCUGUGCCGAUAUUGCGAAUAGCCGUCGAGCCAAAGAAACAUUCCGACUUACCAGCCCUCAUCAAGGGGCUCAAAUUGUUAAAUCAGGCAGAUGCCUGUGUUCAGGUUUUCGUUCAAGAAACUGGUGAACAUGUUUUAGUCACAGCAGGAGAGGUUCAUUUAGAAAGAUGUAUUGAUGAUCUUAAAACUAGAUAUGCCAAAAUUGAUAUAAAUGUAUCAGAACCGAUUAUUCCGUUUCGUGAGACGAUAGUUUUACCGCCAACUGUUGAUAUGGUGAAUGAAGCCAUUCAGGAGUCUUCUGUGAUGCAAAAAAAGAUUGAUGAUGAUAAUGUCGACGAGAAUGGUGUUGUAACGAUUAUGACAGUGAAUAAGCAAUCAACUCUGAAAAUUUUUUGUACCCCAUUAGAAAGCGAAGUAACAGAAUUCCUUGAGAAAAAUUCAAAUUUAAUUAAAAUACUGGAUAAAAACACAAGUACCAAAAGCAAUGAAACCAACCUACAAGAGAAUUUAGCAAAUUUAACUAUUGAAGAUGGUUCUAUAAAUAAACAAGUGCCUAAUUUGUCAAAAAAAGUUUUAAAUGAUAUUUCAACUUUUAAACAAGAGUUGUGCGAUAAGUUAAAAAAGGGCUCUGGGAUCUGGAGUGAUAAUCGUAUUUUUGAUAAAAUAUGGAGUUUUGGGCCAAGGAGGUGUGGACCUAAUUUAUUAAUCAACCUAGUAGAAGGAUAUGACAGAAGUUUCUGGAAACAAUCUAAUUUACAAACCCCAAACAAUCUUUCUGAGUAUGACAGCAGUUUUAUAAAUGGUUUCCAAUUGGCUUCACUUGCUGGUCCACUGUGUGAAGAGCCAAUGAUGGGAGUUGCUUUCAUUGUUGUUGACUGGGUUGUCAAUCCUGAAAUCCCCACUGGAGGAACGUAUGGCCCAUUGUCGGGUCAGAUAAUGUCAGCAGUCAAGGAAGGUUGCAGAAGAAGCUUUCAAGCUCAGCCACAGCGACUAAUGGCAGCCAUGUACACAUGCAACAUUCAGGCCAAUGCAGAAGUAUUAGGUAAAAUGUACGCUGUCUUGGGGAGGAGGCACGGCCGGGUGCUGGCGGGCGACAUGACCCAGGGCUCGGCGUCGUUUACGGUCACCGCCGUCCUUCCAGUCAUCGAGAGUUUCUCUUUUGCACAGGAAAUACGAAAGCAAACUUCCGGCCUGGCAAGCCCGCAGCUCGUCUUCAGCCACUGGGAGGUUAUCGACAUCGACCCGUUUUGGUCGCCCAGUACGGAAGAAGAGUAUCUCCACUACGGCGAAAAGGCGGACACGGAGAACAAAGCAAGGCAGUACAUGAACUCCGUGAGAAGAAGGAAAGGGCUCUCGGUUGAAGAGAAGAUAGUGCAGCACGCUGAAAAACAACGGACCCUGUCGAAAAAGAAAUAAAUAUUUUUUAUAAUCUGA
Messenger RNA from Cimex lectularius (bed bug), 3438 nucleotides. RefSeq names its product elongation factor-like GTPase 1. The transcript has 16 exons. The coding region runs from base 211 to 3420 and encodes 1069 amino acids. Gene Ontology annotation, cellular component: ribonucleoprotein complex; cytosol. Gene Ontology annotation, molecular function: GTP binding; ribosome binding; GTPase activity. NCBI's taxonomy places the organism in Eukaryota, Metazoa, Arthropoda, Insecta, Hemiptera, Cimicidae. Gene Ontology annotation, biological process: cytosolic ribosome assembly. The record is from RefSeq and is a predicted model, not a curated record.